Aspergillus costaricaensis CBS 115574 is the source of this 879-nucleotide messenger RNA. RefSeq lists its product as uncharacterized. The transcript has 4 exons. Gene Ontology annotation, molecular function: triacylglycerol lipase activity. NCBI's taxonomy places the organism in Eukaryota, Fungi, Ascomycota, Eurotiomycetes, Eurotiales, Aspergillaceae. Bases 1 to 879 code for a protein of 292 amino acids. Gene Ontology annotation, biological process: triglyceride catabolic process. The record is from RefSeq and is a predicted model, not a curated record.
AUGAAUACUGAUAAGACCAGAGUGGUGACAGUGACGGUGGGCGGUAAUUAUAUCACUUUUGCAGAUAUUCUCAUGCAAUGUAUCCUGCGAUGGCAGCCCUGGUCAAUUACUCCCUCGUAUAACUACUUCUGUGCGCAUUUUAAGCAGGCCGCUCAGGAUCUCAUGACGGACACGAGCGACAAGGGCUUACAGGCCCAGCUAUCGAACAUCUAUCGCGAUAUACGAGGACAGGCAGAUAGCAAUCGGAUAAGCUUAUUUCUCUUCGUCGAGCAAGUCUAUCUCUACGUUGUCGGAUAUCCCAAGCUCUUUAACGCCCAGACCACGUACUGCAACAGUGUCAAUAUCAGGUACUGGGGUGUGGACACCGCCAAUCCCUACACCGCACUGACGACGAGCAAUGCGAUCACGGAUGCCAACAAUCGCCGCGAAUCCAUGAACAUCGCCUACGCGGACGUGGAUGCCCGCUUUGAGGGCCACCGUUGGUGUGAAGGCGGGGUGAAAGAGCCUGAUGCCACAUACCCCAGCACUUUCUUCUUCCUGAGCGGCUGGUCGGACAUAACUGAGGAAGGCGCCAUCCAGCAGGCCUCCUCGGACGACGAAAGCGACUACAUCAGCAGCCUGCAGGGACAAACGACCCUGCCGCUGCCCGACGGUCAUACUUGCAACACCACACUGGGGGCCAAUCCAGACCCCGUGGAUGUGUACUGGUCGCUCGCGCAGAUGGUGUCUCGCGCCAAUAGCGAAGUCGCUGAUGGGAACUACACGGCUCAGGAUAUUGGGUGGUUGAAGCCGACUCGACAGCUUAAAACAUUCCAUCCGCGAAGCGCGGGUAUGGCGCUGUAUCGCGAUGCCAUUCUGGACUUGAUGCAAGACGAUUAA